Messenger RNA from Oncorhynchus kisutch (coho salmon), 6601 nucleotides. Its product is annotated as SUMO-specific isopeptidase USPL1. Gene Ontology annotation, molecular function: SUMO binding. Gene Ontology annotation, cellular component: Cajal body. NCBI's taxonomy places the organism in Eukaryota, Metazoa, Chordata, Actinopteri, Salmoniformes, Salmonidae. Gene Ontology annotation, biological process: protein desumoylation; Cajal body organization. The record is from RefSeq and is a predicted model, not a curated record.
CGAGUUCAGAUAUUUUUCUCCCAACUUGUUAUUUUGGAAGGCCAUCCUGAUCUGGGGGAAGGUAAACUUUGCUACACAAACCGGCGUCAAGCCCCCAACCGGAAACAGGAAGUUUCGACCACGAUACAGGGACGCGAAUGGAAAACGACACACCACCGGCAGGAGUUGAUGAAUUAUCGUGAUUACCAUCGUCUCUAAAUUGAAUAGAGUAUGCUCUUUAGCGAGCCCUUCAUGCGGAGGAGGUGAGCCUGGUUGGUCACAGGGAUAUGGUAAUGUAUAGUGACUAGCGCUGGACACAGACAGCACUGGACACAACAACAACAACAACAAGGAACAGCAGAUUUGCCUGUGAUGAGUUGCGAAGGCACUGGUUUGGGGGCCCCGGGCCCACUUGCAGGGUAUUGGGAAAAAAUCCAGGAGCGCUCAGCCUCGUUGGAGACCUGUCCGUGGUGUGCUGCUAAAGGGCAGACUCGGGCUCUGCGUUCCUAUAGGAUCAGCAUCCAGGAGGUCAUCACCCUCUGCACUGACCCACAGUGCCUGUUUCCCCUGGUCUCCCGGCCUUUGGAAGAUGUCCUGGCCAGCCUCGUACCCCCUCUACCCCAAACACAGACGGGGAGGAAGAGGAAGAGUCCCAGUGGGUUGGAAAACGGAGACUCUGUAUCUUCCCCCAAAAGCGCACGAUCGGAGGAGGCCGUGUCACAGAAUGAGAGUCGCCCAGUCGUGAGGAUCACCAGCUCCAAACUCAAUGAGGAAGACUGCUUUCAUAAGACGAAGCACACGACACCAGUACAGAAGGAGAGAAUCGGCCAAUCAGAACCCACAGACAUGGAGCUGGUGGAUAAAACCCUCAACUAUCCACUUCCUGAGAGGGGAGGGGCCAAUGGAUACCACAAGGAUUCUGAUUGGCCGAUACCAGAGGAAAUGGACCAGAAAGUCCUAGAUGAGGGAGAAGGUGAUGUCUUUCUCCCAGAGGAGGGUACACCUACUUUAGACAAGGGGUUGCAUCUCCCAGAGAAGACUAUACCUACGUCACAACUGUCUUUUGUAGAUGCUGAGCCUGUACCAAAGGAGAUUAUCUGUCCCAUUGACGAGGCUGUUUCUGUCCCAGAGAAGAAUGUGGCUGCUCCAGUUUUGGCUCCACGGGUAACUGUCCCUAAUUUACAGGACCCCGUCCGUCUCCUAGAGGCUCUGAUUGUCCCAGGGGAGGCUGUGUCUCUGCUAGAGGAGGCUCUGAUUGUCCCAGGGGAGGCUGUGUCUCUGCUAGAGGAGGCUCUGAUUGUCCCAGGGGAGGCUGUCUCUCUGCUAGAGGAGGCUCUAUCCGUCCCAGGGGAGACUGUCUCUCUGCUAGAGGAGGCUCUAUCCGUCCCAGGGGAGGCUGUCUCUCUGCUAGAGGAGGCUCUACCUGUCCCAGGGGAGGCUGUCUCUCUGCUAGAGGAGGCUCUACCUGUCCCAGGGGAGGCUGUCUCUCUGCUAGAGGAGGCUCUACCUGUCCCAGGGGAGGCUGUCUCUCUGCUAGAGGAGGCUCUACCUGUCCCAGGGGAGGCUGUCUCUCUGCUAGAGGAGGCUCUACCUGUCCCAGGGGAGGCUGUCUCUCUGUUAGAGGAGGCUCUACCUGCCCCAGGGGAGGCUGUCUCUCUGCUAGAGGAGGCUCUACCUGUCCCAGGGGAGGCUGUCUCUCUGCUAGAGGAGGCUCUACCUGUCCCAGGGGAGGCUGUCUCUCUGCUAGAGGAGGUUCUACCUGCCCCAGGGGAGGCUGUCUCUCUGCUAGAGGAGGCUCUACCUGCCCCAGGGGAGGCUGUCUCUCUGCUAGAGGAGGCUCUACCUGUCCCAGGGGAGGCUGUCUCUCUGCUAGAGGAGGCUCUACCUGCCCCAGGGGAGGCGGUCUCUCUGCUAGAGGAGACUCUACAUGUCCCAGGGAAGGCUGUCUCUCUGCUAGAGGAGGCUCUACCUGUCCCAGGGGAGGCUGCUUUAGAGAAAGAUGAGGAGGAUCUGCCUGUCUUUGAUGAGGAAGUGAAGAUACAGGAUGAAGAGCGGCCCCCGCAAGGGGUCUGUAGACCCUGCAGUGUGGACCUCAGUCAGAGCAAAGUGCAUGAUGGUCAGGAAGAUGACGGUCCUAUCAGAGCUAGAAGAAGAGCUCAGAACGCCCGACAACUAAGCGACGAGGACGAGGAACAGGAAGUAAGCGUCAAAGAGGAAGUGGAAGUCCUGACACCGGCGCCGAAAAAGAAAAGGGGCCGGCCAAGAAAGACUCCUCUUAUUAAAUACACGCAGGAAGUGUUGCCCGCCUUUGACCCGGGACUGAUCUCGACGGGGGAGUUGGUCCCAGUUCCCGGACCUCACCUGUUCUGGAAGAAUGAGUACAGUCUGGGUUGGCUGGACACCUUGCUGGUAGCGCUGGUCCACUGUCGCACCCUGAGGGACAGACGACCCAUCAAGAGGCCCACUGUCGGUCAACCGGUCUGGGAUCUGUGUGAGCGGUACGACCGAGCCUGUAGUCUCAGCACAGCCUACCAACACACUGGCGCAGAUGGUGUCGUCCGAGUGCCCUUCGCCGUGUCACAGAGGGUCCAGACUGAGAUGCAGGCCAUCAGGAUGGCCAUCUUUAAACUGCUGGAGCCUCUGCUGAAAUGUAAACUGGGUCAGAAUGAGAGGCUGGUUUUCGUCCUGCCUCUCCUCCUCGGGGCUGACUCCUGGGCCGACCGUCUCUUCCAGCAUGAGUAUGACUGGCAGUUCCAGUGUAACUCAUCAACUUGCCAGCACGCCACCAAAACAAAAUGUAACAAGAACCUCACCACUUUCACCAAUGUGGUUUCUGAUUGGCACCCUCUCAAUGCUGCCAACCAAUCACGUUGCAGCAAGUGUAAUAAGAUGAAGCAAGCCAGGAUGUUGGUGCUGGAGAGGCUGUCUCCUGUGUUUGUGCUACACUUUGCGGAAGGUCUCCCUGACAACGACCUCAGUGCGUACUCCUUCACCUUCCAGCAGCAGAGGUACUCCAUCACCACCGUCCUGCAGUACGACCAGCCGCUCGACCACCUGGUCAGCUGGAUACGUAUCCCUGAUGGAUCAUGGUUAGAGUUCGACGACCUGAAGCAUCCUGACUGUGUCUCACACACCCAGCUGGCUGUCCCGCCUAGAGAGAUCCAUGUUGUCUUCUGGGAGUUGGAGACAGACCGACCGGACAACCCACAGACACCCUGCUCUUCUCCUCCCAAAAACCUGACGAGCACUUCCUUGAUACAGAAAGAACCUCACCUGGCCAAGCUCUUUGUCGUUAAUGAAUCUCUAGACCUUUCUCAGACGGUCUCUGACGACGUUGACAUGGACGCCACCAUAACGGCUGACUACAUAGAUAACAAUAUGGACAAUAUGGACACAACAUUAAGGAAUAACUCUCCCAUCAUCGUCGGUUCCACCUCCAUGCUUGCUGAUGUACCACUCCAGUCCUGGUCUCACGACCUCUCUUCUCACGACCUCUCUCUCCCCCUCCCUCUCAAUGACACGGCCGUUGUCGAGGCGCUGACGGUGUCUGACAACACCGAUAAUGAGGACAUGGCACCACGGGUAACAGCCGGUGACCCGUCCAUCGGUUCUGCCACGCUGCUCGACACCUUCGAAGGCCUCUCCCACGAUGACGUCGUCACCCUGACGCUCGUAGAGGUCAAAAUGGACUCUGAGAGCAGACCGUUGGACGACGUCACCACGGCUCCCAAACAAAAUGGAAGAGACGUCUGCUUUCUCUCGGCUCCUAGAUCUGAGACCCCCCCACUUGCCCAUGAAAUACCCACUGAAUCUGAAACGCCCUCUGAAACAGACGAUGAAGACCUCGUCGAAAGGCCAACGUCCCCCGAAACGGCCAGUGAGUUUCUCCCUGACAGCAGUGACGUUCCGUCUGAGAGCGACUCUGAAGAACUCACUCCUAGUCCUCCCAGGAUCAGGAGAAGCAGCAAUAGACCUAAAAUGGCGUCCAACGCUCCAGUUGCUUCUGCAGCUAAGGUGGUCACAACAACAACAACACCAAUGGCACUUUCUGGAAGCUGUGGUGAAAUAAUCCUGCCCUCUGUUGUAUCUAUGAUGUCACCAUCAUAUGUGGAUCCCAGCCCCGCAGCACCAGAGUUCCCUCCAUCUCCCCCGCCCCACCCCAAAACCCCCAAUAGCCCCAACUCUCCUCAGAGCAUGCCUGGUCUCCCUCCCUCUCCCUCUCCCCUGCCCCACCCCAAUACCCCCAACUCUCCGCAGAGCAUGCCUGGUCUCUCUCCCCCGCCCCACCCCAAUACCCCCAACUCUCCGCAGAGCACGCCUGGUCUCCCUCCGCCACCACACCCCAACUCCCACUGGUCGUACCUGCUCAGCCGCCACCCCACCACCACCCCCACUCCCCCCAGCACCCAGAGACAACCCAGUCAGUUGAACCACUCGAUACCCAACCGGUUCCAGCAGCUUUCACAGAGCCGACAGACCCCCAAGAUGGCUCCCCCCAACCCAGACACCCGGCUGAAGAAGCCUCCUCCUCUCCCCAAAGCCAGACUCAGUAAGGAGGACAAUGAGGCCCUGCCGGUGAAGGCUGCCGAGAUGUACGGAGGGUUCCAGGCCAGGAGCAGGAACGUAAAUACAAACAUAAACAAUGUCUCUUCCAAGACUUCACCUCCAACCCAGCUCCUCUCUCAAAGAAUUGACCCUCAAAAUGGCGUCUGGAAGACACCAAGUCAGCCUGGCGCCCUCGCCUCGCGAAAACCCCCUAUCGACAACACUGCAGCAGUGUAUCCUAUCAUGACCUCACUUCCUUCUUCUCCGGGAGUCACGGAGCUCCAUAAAAUCUCUUCCUCCAGGAAUCAAGGCCCCGGUGGCCAGGUCUCGAAGGUUCCUGCCGGCCUCAGUGAGACAGAAGCCCUCAGGUACAAGCUGCUGAAGAAGCUGAAAGCCAAGAAGAAGAAACUAGAGAAGCUGAAUCAGAAGUUGGGUUUCCAGGCGGCUGCAGUAGGACAGAAGUGACCCACGGACCAGACCUUCGCUCCCCCCUCUACCGUUAGCUCCAGUACCUCCGCCUACGACAGCCCCGCCUACGAUGAGUUCUUCGCCGACCUUCUGUCGCCCGCGACGACUGCCAGCAAUCUAUCACCGGACAGCACGGGCUUCCUGGAUAUGCUCACCACCAAUGGGCAAGAAGGGGGAGGGAACUUGGCGUGUGGGGGGAAUGCGAUUGGUGGAGCCUCACAGGUGAUGACCCCUGCGACCUUACAACCGGCCAAUCACGGUGUAGUAAUGCCACUGCCUGGUCUAGAUGGGGCCAUCAUGACCUCUGGUGAGAACUUCCUGGAGGAGUUCAUAUCGGGGUCGGCCAAUCAGCAGAUGGAGACGGAAGCACUCAGUGCUUUUGACCUGUUCUUUUAGGCUUCGUUAACCACAGGUCUAGGAUCUGCUAUCUGCUUACCAAACCCCUGAGCUUAAACAUCCAAGCUUAGCUCAGAUCAGUGGCGACAUCUCGUUCAAUGAAAGGAUUCUCAUUGUCUAAUUCGUUGACUAGAUCACUAUAUAGGAAGCAGAGUUGCCAGUGUAGACGUGGACAGUUGCUAGGAGAAACGACAUGCUACUACACCUUUCAGUCGCGUGUGUGUACGUGGCAUCAGUGGGUUGUUCUGUUAUUGGUAGCAUGUGUCACACAAAGUGGAAUCUUAACAGCCAUUUAAAAUAAACACUCCCAUAUCAUUCAUUGUUUCCAAAGAAUGUUGUGAAGUUGAAUACGGUUUAACGUUGAUACUCAUUGAAGCUUUGUCCUAAACGCCACCUUAUUCCCUAGAUACUAUAUUUUGACCAGGUCCUAUAAGGUCCUCAAGUAAAAAAAUAAAAAAUAAUAGACAGAUUGAGGCUUUUAAACGAAUGUGAAAUAUAGAGCUUGUUUCAGGGUAAGGUAAGGUUCUGUAAGGUUAAUAGUUGUUUCAGAGUACAGUAGAACUCAUUCUGUAAGGUUAAUAGGCGAGUGAUCUGAUCUUGCUUCGGAAUGUUCCGGAGAAAUCAUCUGUUUUGCUUUAGGUUGCCUUUUUAUUAUUGUAUUUACAUUUUGUCUGAAUUACUUAAAAUCCUGACAACUAGGAUAAAAAAAGCUGACAACUAGGAUAAAAAAGCCUGACAACUAGGAUAAAAAAGCCUGACAACUAGGAUAAAAAAAGCCUGACAACUAGGAUAAAAAAAGCCUUGACAACUAGGAUAAAAAAGCCUGACAACUAGGAUAAAAAAAGCCUGACAACUAGGAUAAAAAAGCCUGACAACUAGGAUAAAAAAAGCCUGACAACUAGGAUAAAAAAGCCUGACAACUAGGAUAAAAAAAGCCUGACAACUAGGAUAAAAAAAGCCUGACAACUAGGAUAAAAAAAGCCUGACAACUAGGAUAAAAAAGCCUACAACUAGGAUAAAAAAGCCUGACAACUAGGAUAAAAAAAGCCUGACAACUAGGAUAAGAAGGUUCGUGUUUUAGAGGUGGUUGGAACUCUCCAUUGGUUGUUUUUGAAUGUAAUUUUGUAAUACAAAAAGUGACUGUUGUAAAAUGUUGUACAGGAUUGGAUACUGUAUAUAAUUCUAAUAAAAUCUAAUGUUUUCUUUAAACGGA